AUGGCAUCAAGAAAUCAACCAUCUAUGAUAAAAGUAAAGAGAACUAAUGAUCCAGCAGAUGAUAUAAAUGUAUUAUUAUUAGGACAAACAGGUGUUGGAAAAUCAACAUUUAUAAAUGGUUUAGCUAAUUAUCUUUGUAAUGAUACAUUAGAACAAGCUGCUAAUGAUCAAAUGCAAGCUAUUAUUCCAUCUGCGUUUUCUUUUACUCAUGAUGAAACAUUUGAAGAAAGAAUGAUUAAUAUUGGACUAGAUGAUGAACAUGAAAAUUUUAAUGAGCAUGGCCAAUCAUGUACACAACAAUGUCGAAGUUUUGUUUUUCCAGUUGGUGAAAAAAAUUUACGAAUAAUAGAUGCACCUGGAAUUGGAGAUACUCGAGGUCUUGAUCAAGAUAAUAAAAAUUUUCAUGAAAUUUUAACAUUUAUUUCACAAUAUGAACAUUUAAAUGGAAUUUGUAUUUUACUUAAACCAAAUGAAGAACGUUUAACUAUACUUUUUAGAUUUUGUAUUAAUGAACUUCUUAGACAUUUACAUGAAAGUGCAAAAGAAAAUAUAAUAUUUGUUUUUACAAAUGCUCGUUCAACUUUUUUUAAACCUGGUGCAACAUCAAAAAUUCUUCGAGCACUUUUAGAUGAACAUAAACAAAAACAAAAUAUUGAAGUAUCCUUUACAAGAGAUAAUACUUUUUUGUUAGAUAAUGAACCAUUUAGAUAUUUAGCUUUACGUAAAAAUAGUAUUGAAUUAAGUAAUGAACAAACAUUAAGUUAUCAAAAGAGUUGGGAACAUACUGUAAAAGAAUAUUCAAAUCUAAUGCGUCAUAUCGUAACACGUCCACUUCAUGCUGUUAGUAAUACAUUAUCACUUAAUGAAGCUGAACAAUUAAUUCGAAAACUUACACGUCCUAUUGCUGAAACAGCUAAACUUAUUCAAGAGAAUAUUCAACUUGCUAAACAACAUAAAGAAAAUGUUUUAAAAAAUCCUAAAAUAGCUUCUCAAGGUUUACCACAAAAUGAUGUUCGAAUUCGACAUUUAGAUAAUCCAAGAACAGUAUGUACUAGUGAUAAAUGUUGUCAAACUAUUACUGUUAAUAAUGAAAUCAAAAUUGAAUAUAAAUCGAAAUGUCAUGAUAUAUGUUAUUUAAAAGGUGUUGUACAAGAAACUAUUAAUGAUCCAAGAAUGUUAGAUUGUGAAGUUAUCGAUUAUAAAACAGGUCAAUGUACAAAAUGUAAAUGUUCAUGGCAAAAACAUCAACAUAUAACGUAUGAAUAUGAAACAAAUGUUCGUCGUCUUACUGAGGCAUCGUCAUUAAGUGAUAUUGAUAAACGAAUAAGUGAUUUAAAAGAUGAAAAAUCAAAAAUAGAAGAUGUUUAUAAAAAACUUUCAAAAUUUCUUCAUGCAAAUGCAAUUCUUCCAUUAAAUGAUGAUAUAUUAGAAUAUCUUAGACUUUUUAUAAAAGAAGAACAAAUGAAAAAAAGUGCUGGUAAUCAAAAUAAUGAUGUUAUUCAAGGUCUUGAACAAAUGAUGAAAGAUUAUGAAGAAGAAAUAAAUUUAUUUAAAAAAACAAUAGAAAAUGAAAAAGAUCGUUCAAAUGCAAAAGAUGUACUUAAACCUGAUGAAAUAUUUCCUUUAGUUGGAAGUCUUUAUCGAUUACCCAUUAAUGGAAAAAAAAUUCGUGAACAAGUCGAUGGUUUAAAAAUAAGUCAAAAUAAUAUUUCAUCGAAACGAGAAGUUUUUGUUGAAUUACCAGUUAAAGCUAAUUCAUCAACAAUAAUGCGUCAAUUCCAAAAUAUUAUUUCAAAUAAAUAA
This is a messenger RNA of Rotaria sordida, 1803 nucleotides long. Lineage: Eukaryota; Metazoa; Rotifera; Eurotatoria; Philodinida; Philodinidae. The record is from the annotation of a GenBank genome assembly.